This is a messenger RNA of Lachancea lanzarotensis, 690 nucleotides long. RefSeq names its product LALA0S01e01046g1_1. The record is from RefSeq and is a predicted model, not a curated record. Bases 1 to 690 code for a protein of 229 amino acids. Gene Ontology annotation, cellular component: nucleus. Gene Ontology annotation, biological process: site-specific DNA replication termination at RTS1 barrier; mitotic DNA replication termination. Lineage: Eukaryota; Fungi; Ascomycota; Saccharomycetes; Saccharomycetales; Saccharomycetaceae. The transcript has 2 exons.
AUGUUAAUUUCGACGGCUAAAACACCGACAAAACGAAAGAUGGGAAACGAUGGCAGCUCCAUUUCGAGGGUAAAAACGCUACUAACGGCCACCAAACGGCGUAGUAGCGAUUCUCAAAACUCGGAAUCUCGAAAUUUUGAUUCUGUAUCUAGAUGGUCAGUAUGUAGGCUAAGUAAUACACCGUUGCGAGUCCCGGUGGUCAGCGAUUACCGAGGUAAUCUUUUCAAUAAGGAAUCGGUUCUAGAAUGGCUGCUGACACCACAUAAGGAGGACUACUCAGAUGAUCAAGUCCGCUUGUUUGGUCACAUAAAGACCUUGAAAGACGUAAUAGAGCUGCACAACAUUGUGGAGGUUAAAGUGCAAGACGGAGGAUCUGUGUUGAAGUGCGAUGUGGGAGACGAAAUAUGGGGCAGAAGUUCUGGCAACUUUUCAUAUUUGGCCAGAUGCGGUCACGUAUUGCCUCGACGAACACUUCGUGGAGAUUUAUGUCCUGUUUGCAGCAUUCAAUACAAACAGAAAGACGUUAUAACGCUUAAUCCCAGUUCAGGUGAGUUGGUAGACCUUGAAGCUCGGAUGGCUCAACUUAAGAGCGAAGGUCUCACACACAGCGGAAAAGCUGCUAAAACGAAGAAACGGAAGGCCAAGCCAACUGAUGCCGCUGUUAAAGCUCCCAAGCGCCAAAGGUGUUGA